CAAGACGGGCACGCACGGGUCCUGGGUGGAUGCCGAAAAAUCUUCAAUAGUUGAGCUUUAUUUGAGUGUCUCUUAAGUGUCUCCUUGCGUUCAAUAGCGUUGCGUUCCGUUGUCUUUGCUUGUAGCUGCAGUUGGUUUAAGAGUGUAGUCGCGUGUUUUCACUGGAAGAGAGGAACAGCGCGACCGUGUGAAAUCUUGGCAUUAGUUUGGGAAGGUUGCCGCCUCGUGUCGACAAAUCUCUCGUUAGAUGAUGCCAAUCUCCGUAGCGGCGUGCAAGGAAAAACACCACGAGAGCACUCCCUGAGUGGAAGGCACUUAUUGCGCAAUCCGCCACAACUUGGAUGGAAGCGUUCAGCGCCUACCGCCAAAGGGGAAGGAACGCGAGACGCGCGGGCAUCCGGUUUGGAGGAUGACGGGGGCGGAGCUUCGGGAACCUUCCUGGAGCUUUUGGGGCGGACGCUCAGGAACUCGCGUAGUGCGUUCACUCACCUGAGGUUCUCGCAACGAUAGCGACGCGUCGCCCGUAGACGCCCGAGACCCCGACGAGAAGGAAGAACGACACAUGUACACGACGGAGCGGAGACGGAUGAGUCUCCGGCGGGAGCCCGCCGCCGGCUCGCAGGCGUCGGCGGGAAGUUUGUGGCAGGACCCGCUGGCCAUGGAGCUGAGCGCCCGGAGCCACGCCGCCGCCAGGACCGGCGUCGUCUCGCCCCGGAGCCGCGGCCGGGGCGUGUCGGUGGCCUACAUCGCCAAGGACGGCGAAGGCGAGGCGGCCGCGGCCGAGACGGCGCAGGCCGGCCAGGCCGAGCGCCACUUGUCCCUGGCCUGUCUGAAGGAGGCGUGCGCCGACACGCGAGCCUCGUUGAAAAGCAUCCCCUUCGAGAGGAUCUCCAUGGCGACCACGGACGUCCUGGACAGCUUCUACAAUGCUGAUGUGGCCGUGGUGGAGAUGAGCGACUCUUUCUGCCAAGCGUCCCUCUUCUAUCACCUCGGAGUCAGAGAAAGUUUCAGCAUGACCAACAACAUCAUCCUGUAUCGUUACGAGGAGGACACGGACCUGCAGGCCGUGAAGGAGCAGUGUGGAAGCUACACUUUCCUCCCUUACGUGGUGACGCCUCAGGGCAAGGUGUUGGCCUGCGACGGCACCGUCAUGACCGGCAUCAACGAGCUGAUGCGGCCCGCUUUCCAGCUGGACUCGCUUCUUACGCCGCUGGCCGACAGACUCGCGCGUUUGCUCAACGAUGUGGAUGUGCAGCCCAGCGAAUACUUCCGGGAAUCCAUUCGGCACGAGAUCCGCAUGGCGAGGGAGCGCUUCAGCGGUGCCGCCCUGAGCGAGGAGCUGAGCCGCAUCCAGAUGCGUUUGGACAGCGUGGAGCUGCUCACCCCUGAGAUCGUCAUGAACCUGCUGCUGUCCUACAGGGACAUUCAGGACUACGAUGCCAUGAUAAAGCUGGUGGAGAUGCUGAACCAGCUCCCCAUGUGUCUCGUGGCAAAACACCAAAAUAUUAAGUUCCACUACAUUUUUGCCCUCAACAGGAGGAAUGGAGCGGGCGACCGCGCCAAAGCUUUGGAGGAGAUCCUUCCCAUUGUGGAAUCGGGAGGCCAGGUGGUGUCGGACGUGUACUGCCUGUGCGGUCGCAUCUACAAAGACAUUUUCAUGAGCUCGGGCUUCAGCGACCAGCACAGCAGAGAUCGGGCCUGCUACUGGUACGGAAAAGCCUUUGAGACGGAACAGACUCUUCACUCGGGUAUCAACAACGUGGUCCUUCUGAUGGCGGCGGGGCACCAGAUGGAUUCGUCCAUGGAGCUGCGCAAGAAAGGCGUGACCUUAAGCACCCUGCUGGGCCGGAAGGGCAGCCUGGAGAAGAUGAAGGACUACUGGGACGUGGGCUUCUACCUGGGCGCCAACAUCCUGGCCAACGCCCACAGGAAAGUCAUCGAGGCUUCCGAGAAGCUCUACAAGCUCAAGGCUCCCCUUUGGUACGUGGCGUCGGUGAUGGAGACGUACCUUCUGUACCGGCAGUUUGCCAAGCCUCCCGACGUAACGUCUUCCAAACAGGACACGGCGAACUUCUGGAUGGAGCUGCUUUUGCAGUACUGUCAACCCGGCGCCUGCACCGAGCGCUGCCCGGUGCUGAUUCUGGAGCCCAGUAAAGUCCUUCAGCCUGCCUUGGUGUCCGUGAGCGAGGGGGACCAAAGUCGCACCGUCCGGCUGAAACACGUCACGCCCUUCAAGAAAGGCUUGCAUCAGUGGACUUUCCCGGCUGCCGCAAUCCGUGGAGUGAGCGUAUCAAAGAUCGACGAGCGCAGCUGCUUCCUUUACGUGCACUACAACUCGGAUGACUUCCAGCUCUGCUUCCCCUCCGAGCAGCACUGUAAAGGUUUCUGCGAUCUGGUCACUUCUCUGCUCCAUCCGGCCGAGGACGCCUCCCCCGGUCCGAAUCAUCUCGGCGAGGGAAUACUCGAGUACGUCUACGAAACCAACGAGAAAGGCGACAAGGUGGUCCUCGGGAAAGGCACGUACGGCAUGGUGUACGCCGGCAGGGACCUGAGCAACCAAGUGCGCAUCGCCAUCAAGGAGAUCCCGGAGAAGGACAGCACUUAUUCCCAACCGCUCCACGAGGAGAUCUGCUUACACAAGCGGCUCAAGCACAGGAACAUCGUCCAGUACCUGGGCUCCGUUAGUCAGGACGGUUUCAUCAAGAUCUUCAUGGAGGAAGUACCGGGAGGAAGCCUUUCGUCCCUGCUGCGUUCCAAGUGGGGUCCCCUGAAGGACAACGAGGCCACCAUCAUCUUCUACACCAAGCAGAUCCUGGAGGGGCUGCGAUACCUCCACGACAACCAGAUUGUUCACAGGGACAUUAAGGGCGACAACGUGCUGAUCAACACGUACAGCGGCGUUUUGAAGAUCUCCGACUUUGGAACCUCCAAGAGGCUGGCGGGCAUCAACCCCUGCACCGAAACGUUUGCCGGAACCCUCCAGUAUAUGGCGCCGGAGAUUAUCGACCAGGGGCCCCGGGGCUACGGGAAGCCGGCCGACAUCUGGUCCCUGGGGUGCACCAUCAUCGAGAUGGCGACCGGCAAAACGCCCUUCCACGAGCUGGGCAGUCCUCAGGCGGCCAUGUACAAGGUGGGGAUGUUUAAAAUCCACCCCAAGGUUCCGGAGAGCAUGUCGGCGGAGGCCAAGCGCUUCCUCAUGAACUGCUUCGAGCCCGACCCGGACGGCCGGGCCACGGCGGCGGACCUGCUCGGGGACGCCUUCCUCAGGUCGUCCCCGAGGAAGAAAGCCAAGGCCCCCCAGGAGGACGACCUCCAAGACGCCUCUGGUGGGGACUACCGGCGCAGCCUGUCCGUGCCGGUCUCCAUCCUGGUGGAGGACGCCGACUCUGACCCGGGCUCCGUCGACCUGUCCUGCUCGCUGGACUUCAGGGCCACGCGGCGCUCCGCCUUUCCAGGGAAUCGCAACUCCGAGAGCCCGCCCGCCUGCGGACGAUUCCUGCCAGUGCCGGAGGACUCGCCGCUGGACAUGAGCAGCCCGGCAUCCACGGACGAGAACGCCGGCUUGUUCUUGCUGAGGAAGGACAGCGAGAGGAGGGCCACGCUGCACCGGGUGCUCACCGACUACAUGGCCAACGUGGUGGCCAACAUCCAGGAGGCCUUGCCACAGUCGGAGAGGUCGUCGCUGACGUCGGAGCACAUCACCGAGCUGGUUUGCUGCCUCCGGGCCAACAUCUGCUCUCCGGACAAGAAGCGGCUGACCAGCAGCCUGCGGGACCUGCGGGCCGCGCCGCCGCCUGCCGCCGUUCCUCCCCGCGGCCUGCAGGCGGCGCUGUUCGGCUUCCAGGACGCCGUCAAGAAGGUGUUGCGGCAGCAGCAGGUCAAGCCUCACUGGAUGUUCGCCCUCGACAAUCUGCUGCGGCAGGCCGUGCAGGACGCCAUCACCGUGCUUCUGCCAGAACUGAAGAUCCAGCUGCAGUCCUCAUUCGAGACCGAGGACGGCGCGCCCGAGGAGUCGCCGGCCGACGCGGACGGCGGCCGCCGCGGGGAGGAGGAAGCGGCGGCGGCGGAACGCCCCACGUCCGAGUCUGCGGACAAGAUCCCGGCGCCGCCGAGGCCUGCCGACGCCAUCCUGGACAGCGACUGCCCGCUCAGCGACGAACUGAGGGAUCUCCGACUGGAGACCAGAAGACUGCUGAGCCUGCUGAGUGACAAGGAGAGAGAGUACCAGGACCUACUGAGGACUUUGGUCCAGAAGAAACAGGAGGACAUUGAUGCGCUCUGGGGACACGCUGCCGAUGGCGGCUGGACUGCGCAAAAGAGCGACGAUCCGGACGUGAGGGACAUGGUAGCCUGGCUGCAGACCAUCCCGGUUGGCCAGCACACCGUUGAGAAGUUGGUGGCACACGAGUUCACGUUGGACUGCCUUCUGCAAAUGGCCUGCAGGGACGACUUGAUGUACUGUGGAAUAAGGGGAGGGACGCUGUGCCGCCUGUGGGCGGCCAUUGCGGCUUACCGCAAGUGCCGGCGCGCAACGCUUGACCGGGACGGCCACGGCGCUCGACUCUGACGCUCCUGCUUUUCGUGGACAGGCUGGCCCUGUUCCAGGCGUUAUUUUCUUUGGUCUUCUUAACUUCCUCUUUGUACAUUUCAAGAUAAAUAUGUGACAUAUCUAAA
This is a messenger RNA of Hippocampus zosterae (dwarf seahorse), 4674 nucleotides long. Its product is annotated as mitogen-activated protein kinase kinase kinase 5. The coding region runs from base 563 to 4567 and encodes 1334 amino acids. Gene Ontology annotation, biological process: cellular response to stress; protein phosphorylation; MAPK cascade. Gene Ontology annotation, molecular function: ATP binding; MAP kinase kinase kinase activity. The record is from RefSeq and is a predicted model, not a curated record. Lineage: Eukaryota; Metazoa; Chordata; Actinopteri; Syngnathiformes; Syngnathidae. The transcript is spliced from 28 exons.